Molecule: messenger RNA, 1221 nt
Organism: Panicum virgatum (switchgrass)
Lineage: Eukaryota; Viridiplantae; Streptophyta; Magnoliopsida; Poales; Poaceae
Exons: 3
Coding region: 1-1221 (406 amino acids)
Source: RefSeq, a predicted model, not a curated record
AUGGAUAACGUCUGUCUUCGGCUAUUCCCGUUCUCCUUGCUAGGCAAGGCGAAGACGUGGUUUUACACCAACAAAGCAGACUUCACCACAUGGGAAGCUUGCUCCAAUGCAUUCCUGAUGAAAUAUUUUCCGGUGGGCAAAACCAAUGCCCUCCGAGGUAAAAUCUCUAGAUUUCAGCAGCUCCCGGAUGAAGCCAUCCCGAAAGGUUGGGAGAGAUUCCAGGAAUACAUCGCAACAUGCCCCCACCACGGCAGGGCAGAAUGGCUGAUCAUCCAGAGUUUCUUCAAUGGCCUGAACACACCAGCCCAGAACCACAUCGAUGCAGCAUCCGGUGGUUCUUUCCUUUCGCUCAGCGUCAAUGCAACGAAGGCGCUGGUAGAGAAGAUUGCUUCCAACCAGGGUUGGAAAGGUGAAAGGCUGCAACAGCCCCGCAAGGGAAUCCAUCAUAUCGAUAGUAUCGAUAUGCUUGCUGCCAAGAUGGACCUUCUCAUAAAGAGACUGGAGUCUCCGCACCAGGAGGCCAACCAAGUUAUGGAUUCUCGCAUGACAUGCGAGACUUGUGGAGAAACUAGACAUACGGGUAACUCUUGCCCGAUCACUCAGGAGGAAGCUCACUUCAUUGGAGCAAACAACUCCAACAACUCUGCCUUCCGUCCUCAGCAGGGUUGGAAUUCCAAACCCAACCUCCCCUUCGAUCAGCAGCAAGCCUUCACAUGGUUUACUACAUUGCCAUCUAACUACAUUAUAUACUGGGCCGAUCUGGAGAAGCAGUUCCACCAGUUCUUCUAUUCUGGUGUAGAGGGGAUGAAGUUGACCGAUCUGACCAACUUGAGACAAAGAAACGAUGAAUCGGUCGCUGCCUUCAUUAAGAGGUUCAGAGAUGUCCAGAACCGGUUCUUUAGUCUGGUUCUGUCUGAUCAACAGUUAGCAGAGGUUGCCUUCCAAGGACUCCUGCCACACAUCAAGGAGAAGUAUGCUUCUCAGGAGUUCUACAGCAUCAGUCAGAUGGCUAACAGGAUGACAGGGGAGGCAAGACCAUAUGAACAGAAGAGGAGCAACUUCCAGAAAAAGAACAAUAAGAAGCCGAUCUCAUGUCCUUUCGGUAACAAAGAACCAGAGAAGUAUGGGUUUGAUAUUAGUAAGGCUGACAAGAUCUUCGACCGGUUGCUGUUAGAGGAACAGAUCAAGCUGAAGCCAUACCAUAAGAUCCAGACAGAUUAG